Molecule: messenger RNA, 8978 nt
Organism: Phytophthora nicotianae INRA-310
Lineage: Eukaryota; Oomycota; Peronosporomycetes; Peronosporales; Peronosporaceae
Exons: 1
Coding region: 112-8799 (2895 amino acids)
Biological process (GO): protein retention in Golgi apparatus; protein targeting to vacuole
Cellular component (GO): extrinsic component of membrane
Molecular function (GO): calcium ion binding
Source: RefSeq, a predicted model, not a curated record
GCUUCCGACGACCUUGAGGCACCUCACUCGCAUUUUCCACAGCGACGCGGCAGAUCUAUCUCCCUAGUACCCUCUUGAACGCCAGCGCGCCCUUCCUUUGCGGCACACACCAUGUGGACGCUGCUGCUCACGCUGCUGCUGUUGGGCUUAGUGGCCACUGCAGCCUUUGCUGCGUUUGGCGACGUGUUGUUGACACUACUGCUGCGCCAGUUCGCAGCUUCGGCUGUGGGUGCCAAGUUCUCCAUCUCCUGGUCGCUGCGUGAUGGCUCGCUUGAGCUGCGGGACCUGGUGCUAGGCAAACAUGUGAUGCCUGAACUGGAGCCUGUAGCUGGGAUGCCUUUCGGCCUGGAGCGCCUGGAGAUGAAGCGCUUUCUAUUGAUCGUGCCGCUCUGGGCGCACCUUGUGCGACUCGUAAGCGGUCAACCUGAGGACCCGAAGCGCCCGCGCAUGGAGUCCAAGGUGCUGAUUGGUGGUCUACGUGUUGGCUUGAGGCUCGACGCUGCCGAGAAGUGGAUGUGGCACCGCCAGCAGAACGCCGAGCGCUGCGUUGAGGCGAUCAAGCAAGCGGCCAAGGCACGAUUAGCACGCGCUAAUACUUGGACAACCACAAUCGUGCAGAAGCUCAAGGAGCUCGCAACUCUGCGCAAGCAGAUCCGUGAAGCCGAGAAACGCCGAUUCAAGAAAACUGAAGAGCAGGCGCCGCUCAAACCUUCCUUCUGGCACUUGUGGGUGGACGAGCUGAUUGACUCCUUCGAGUUCAUGCUACAAUCAUUCUCUCUUCUAAUCCGUGACGAAUACUCCGGUGCGACGGUAGGAAUAGCAAUGGAGGAGUUCGAGAUGAGCCGCAGCGGCCCAGCCGACGACAACCGGCGCAAACGUGCCAUGCGACUCGUGGACUACGAGAUGUUCCUCAACUCGAAGCCUGGAGGCAGUGCGAAUGUCUGCCACCUCAUUGCUCCGCUCACGAUGGAGAUUGGCGUGCUCAUGCCCUUCGUUUUCCAGUCGCUCGUCAUGGGCCAGGGCACGGGCGAACGCGCGUUUGAGCUCGAGAUUUCGUUCGCAAACGGCCGAGAUUUUGAAGUUGAACUGCGUCCUGCACAAGCUGGCAUGCUGUUGAAGUUGAUGCAGCCAAUCAACUUCUACUAUGACUGGCAGACAGCAGCGUCCAUCGCGGAUGACCUCGCAUGUGUACAGCUCAAUCCGACUGAGUCUGAAGAGUACAUGACGCUAUUCAAUCAACAGUGGAAGCUCGAUAACGAGACUGGAUUUGUGUUCCGGAUGUACGAGAACUACAAGCAGAAGGAGGCCAUUGCCAAGCGCAAGGCUCGUUUGGAUGAACUGGAAGACAAGGUGCUCGCUACGCAACUCCUGUACUUGCGUUCAUUGUCGCUUGGCUGGGAGAUUCCGAAUGCAGGCGAGCCGUUGCCCUAUGUCAGUGAAGAGGACUUGGAAAGGGGAAAUUUGCGGAAGUUUGUGGACAAUCCGGCGGAUUCCUACGUGGACAAGGACAAGAUACCAGAGACCCCGCCAAUGUUCCAUCUGUUCCGACUGUCGUUCAAGAUGAAGAGGAUGAACUUGCGGUUGAUCGAGGACAACGAGAAGAAGCUGAUGACGUUUUUCGUGCAUGAUGUGGAGUUUGAACUACGCUACCGCAUGACGAAGAUCGCCAAGAACGACACGGCCGUCGAAAUCGUGUUGGAUGCUGUGCGUUUUGGAUUACUGGACAAUCGAGACGCCCCCACCAAUGUGUUCCGUCAGAUUAUGGAUCGUAACCCUGAAGCUGAAGAUAUGAUGGCGAUCGCAAUCUCACAGCGUGGAGACGGCUACAUGGACAUUGGCGUGACGCUCAAGCACUUUUCGUUGCUGCUUGUGUUUGAUCCGCUGUUGGACGUGAUGCACAAAUUCCUGCCAGCGAUUGGUGAAGACGAGAAAGAGCAAAUGCGUUUUGUUGAUUGCGAGAUGGCGGAUCCCAUGGACUCUCCGGAACGGCGAGAUGCUGCAAGACACCUCUAUGUCGAAGAUCUGCCGAAAGCUUAUUCGCCUUUGCUGCUCGGGGGGAUGCAGCUUGGUUGUAGCGUUCUUUUACAGGGAUGUGAGUUCUGCCUUAUUGGAGAUUCCAAAACGCUCAAGUCGCCCGUCUUGGCUUUCACUUCGGAUACCAGGCUUCGAGUUUUGAGUUCGGAACGCUCAGAAGCCGUGGAGCUGGAAUUGGAGGACGUGGCUUUGACUCCAUGCACAAUUAUCCUGCGUGAUGAUGCGAUUGAACUGGACAUUGGUGAUCUACGAACCAUUCUGGAACUCGAGGGCGAAGGCGUUGACUUCUCAAUGGGCUACAGACUUACUGUUGGGGACUCAGCUAAGGACUCGUCCAAGCUCGGUAAUAAGGCGAUUAAAGGAACUGGAAAGUCCGCGUCGAGUUUAUGGAAUGUCGCUCGGAAAGCGGCAACGAAGCCGCAAGUAGUUGAGGUUGAACACCCUGACAUUGAGGAGGCUGAGGAGCGCUCAGUCACUCCUUAUCGCAAAGAUCGCAUCAAGGCUGGCGCACGGCGAAAGCUGACGAUGCAAAUGUCUGAUUUUGGGCUGAACCUUUCUGCCACUGAUCUUGGUAUCCUCUUAAGCAUUUUGGCAUCUCUCAACGAGUCGAUGAAAGAGGAUAUUGAAGUUAUUAAGAAGCGAGAGGAGGGCGAAGCUCGUAUGAAGAAAGCCAGGCGUCAAGUGGAAGAGAAGCGCUACAUGGAACGACUCAAGGAGGAGUUUAAGCUCCGAGACACCGACGGCGGAGGAACUCUGGAUGUAUCGGAGAUUGGAGACCUUCUACGAAGCGCAACUGACUGCGACAACUUGACUAAAACGGAGUUUGACGCGACGGUAGCAGAUUUUGUCAGCAUUGUGGACAGCGACGGAAGCGGUGAUAUUUCGCUUGAGGAAUUCGAAAAUGCGUUGAGCAGAAACAAAAUCCUGUACACGCGUCUGCACCACCACGUGGUUUCCAUCACUGGUCAGGAAUACGUCAACCCGGAUAUGCAGCGAAACAAGGUGCCAUAUCUUUCUGGGGACAGUGCCAAUACACUUGCCAAUGCUGCAGCCCUCGCUGCCUUCUGGGAGCACUAUGAAGAGCAAAUAGGUGCAUCAAUGUCGUCACUCCAAGGCCAGCCACCUAUCAUUGUUCAGAAGAAAAUGGUCCGUGCGUUCAAGAAUUACGAUUAUGCUCAGGAGGCGUGGAAUCGAAUCGUAAAGCCGUCUUUGGUGAAGCCGGGAGAGCAGAGCCCUUGGCUGCUGACCAAGGAGAUGGACAUGGGAGGCCGUGGAGACGUGAUCGACCAGUUGCUGUCAAGCCUAAAGGACGACACUCAUGACCAGGCUUCUUUGAACCCGAAGUCUGUUGCCGAACAGCAGAUUUUUGUACAGACUCUUGUUUCCACAUCGUUCGGCGGUUUCUACUUGCGUUUGAUUGAUGAAAUGUUGCCAAUGGGAACACCGGCAAUCGAAACGUCUCUGGAGGAACUGGGCAUUUACGCUAAUUUCUCACUGUGGGAGGGCGAUUCUUCUAACCCUGCCACUGAUCUCCAUGCGCGAGAGCGAUCCGAAAACAGCUUCGGUGUCGCCAAAAUCAGCUUUGACGUGUACGGCAACUACUACAACACGAAAGCGCGUCAGACCGAGCCUUUCAUCGAGUUCUAUCAAGGCAUUUUGGAUAUCCGGAAGGAACCUGCGUCUCCGUUGGAGGUGAUCUACUCGUCAGACCGCUAUUUCCAAAUGAACGUCACGUCUGCAUUCAUGGAAGCUGUGAAUUCGAACAUGGCCACUUUCUCCAAGGCUGAACACCGUGCGGAAGCUGAGCGUCCACACGUUAAGGAGAUUGGUGCUAUCUUUUGGAUGCUGAAUGAAAGUGGCGUCAACGUUAAGUACUACAUGGUAACGAAGAAGAAAACAAAGGAGCGUGUGCGAGAAGAAGUUGUGACAGCAGUCACCUCGGUGUCUACUGGUGGGGCACACGCAUGUAAGCUAUUGGAUAACAGCGAAGCAGAGGAGUUCGAGCAACAGAGUUUGAAGGAGAAGCAGCUACGUCAAGCGUUUAGGGAUGCCGACCAAGAUGGAAGUGGUGAGUUGGACACAGAGGAAGUGCGCUCUGUGCUUCGAAGCGUGUAUGAAGAGGAAGACAAGCAGCGGAGAACAUCAGGAAAAUCGUCAAUUUACAAGCGUAGUAGCAGCAGUAUCUUGGAUAAUGAGGCCGAGUUUGCCCAAGCUGUGGAAGACUUCAUCGCUCUGGCCGACACGGACAAGUCCGGACAAGUGUCGUGGGAAGAGUUUAAGAUUGCGAUUGCUAAGUCUCGUGCCACAGUUGACCGCUACAUCUCAGUUGAGAUUGAAGGCUACCAGACGAUCCAUGGCGUGCCGUUGAUGUCCAUAGGCCAAACUCAAGUGUACGAAUUGACGCCUUUUUUCGAAGACGUGGAGUCGGAGAAGUCGAUUGAAGUGCUUUAUGACCGCGGUGUGGCUCUACUAACGAAGGUGGAGGAGCCGACGCGCGAAGAGCUGCAGAUGGCGUACGCUUGCUUGCAUCGGGUAAAGGAUCUCGAUCCCAACUAUGAGUGGAUUGACUCUUACUACGCGGAUUGCUCGCGGCAGUACUUACCUGUGCUGGCUGCUAUUCACAUUAGUGUUGAUGGUUUGUACGGUCUCCAAGUGAAGGUUUCUGGUGCGGAAUACGUUCGUAAUGGAACUGCAAAGGACACUGAGCUGCAAAUGUACAACGAAAAAGGAGAAACUGCGCGCUGCAAUCCGGAGCAAAAGGACGGCGAAGAACGAUUCUUCAUGCUCCCUGCUCUUGGUACCAUCAGCAUUCCCUUAGAUUUGGUUGGUGCUGGGUCUUUCGCUAUUCGGCAAACUGGAGAAACAGAGUGGAGCAACAAAUUGGAGCUGUCUGUCUCGGAUCAGCGGUUGUACAAGAAAAUGACAAAGUUUGAGCAGCUCGAGGCCCAGAAAGCUCUGCGCGGGGAAGGCAAUGGCUCAGUGUCGUCUGCUAAGCGUGUGAAGGAAAAGCUGGGUACAAAUGCUGCACUCCCCGACCCAAGUGAGUCUGUACCUGCUGGAAAAGAAGUUGUGUACCCUUCAUCCAGUAUUAUCGACAACCAGCCGACUGUUGUGAUCGAGAAGAUUUCUACAAACAACCCCCAGCUAGGAACCUGGUCAUUGACGAUCCAGCCGCAGUUGGUGCUUCACAAUGUUCUUCCUUGUGGUGUUGAGUAUGCAAUUGUGCAGCCUGAUGAUUGUCCGGCUGACACAUUGACCAGUAAGGGAGAUUUCCGGGUUGUGGACAACACUGGAAAAGACAAGAAGUCGCGAGCUGUGAAGACUCUGGGAGAGAUCGACUACUUCACCUAUGUGGAUGAAGUAAACGGCCGUAAAAUGUGGGUCGAGAGCGGCAAGACUAUUCAAGUAUUCGGUCUGGACUUGAACAAGCCCGCUUUGAUGACGAUGCGACUUUGUGCGAGUGAAACCAAUCGAGCUGCGACCUGGAGCGCUCCAUUCUUGCUGCACCUCGAAGCGGAGCGCGAAUCAUUCAACGAAGACGCGUUCGAGCUGCUGUUUGAUGAUGGUCCAAGUUUCGUUUUCCAUCCGCAAUGGGAAGAAAACUCUGCUCGCACAGUGUUCUUCUACUCCCCGUUCUGGAUUCAAAACAGAAGUGGUUUGGACCUCCGCUUCAAGUUGUCUCGUGGACGUGUGUGCACUAUUGAAGAGCACCGUGCAUACUUCCCGAACGCCAAGGAAAUUCCCGUGAUGGCAACUGCUUCACCUGACAAGGCUCUGAUUGGUAUCCGUCCAUUCCAAGAAACGCCACCCACGUAUGAAGGCGAGUCCUUAGUGUCUGGAACGACGAAGAAAUAUCUGCCGGACUUCGAAAAGUUGGGGUGGUCUGAACCCGAGGAUAUGGCGACUGUGAGCAAGAAGGGAGAGUUGCGUCCGAGUGGGUCUGGAAACUAUUCUUUCGUACUGGCAUUUGAGAUUCGGGCGGCACCAGCACAGUUUUUCCGAUCAAAGAUUUUCGUCAUCUCGCCACGGUUUGUAUUUCUGAACCGCGUGCCGCGGCCAUUGGAGUUGACCCCGAUUUUACUGGACAAGAAGGGAAACCGCAGCAGAAACCGUGCAGACCAGGCUAACUGCACUCUAAGAGAAGGUGAGGCAGUCGUGGUGUAUCGUCUAAGAGGCCCCGAGAAGUAUGUAGCCGGUCUGCGCAUUCGUGACACGGCCAACGAUACCCAAGACGUGGGCGAGUGGAGUCCGAAUAUGCCGCUGUUCAAACUUACUUCAAAGCUGAGUGAUCCAAACGUGACCUACAACAUGUCAGAGGACACGGUGUUCUGGACGCGUGGAAGCUUGGGUGAUGGCCCUGCUUGCAGUGUGAAUGUGCACGAGGUAGCAGAGACGGUAUUCGCGACUGUGAGCGACAUUUCGACCAACCCGAACUAUCGUAUUGAGAAUCGCUCAACGCGCUACUCCUUCCGGUACGUGCAACACGGUGUAAAGACUGCGGAGGAAAUUGUUUUGGGUCCUAUGGAGAGCCAUUCGUUCGCUUGGGAAGAUCCGAAGGGUGACUUGGAACUGCGUGUGACGGCGACCCACUGGAAGGUGCCGACGUUGGUUGAUUUUAUGCAGAUUGGUCUAGUGAAGAACGCGCCGCAGGGUCUCUUUGGUGAAGUGUACAUCGACGGUUCUACACGAGUAUUUGCGAUGGGAGACACGAAGGUGUAUUCUGAAGUGCGUCAACGUGCAGUCGUUAGCGACUGGCUCAGCAACACUGUGAUUGAUGUGUCGAUGCACGGAGUUGGAAUUACGCUGGUGGACGAACAACCUCAGGAGAUUCUGAACAUCACGAUGGAGACUAUUCGGUUCGACUCGAGGGCAGAGUCCCGCCGGGUUACGUUAAUGGUCCAUCACGUUCAAUUCGAUGACAUGACCCCGCACUCUGCAUACCCGGUCGUCUUUGCUCCCCUCGACAGUGGAUUCAACAGCGACAAACGUGAGGGCUGGCUUCCCGGUGACGGCGAACGUCCAUUCUUCACGCUCAGCUGUGAAACUCUCCCGCAAACUGGCAUCGUCAUUGUGAAUGAUUUCGACUUGCAGCUUGGGUCAAUGGCAGUUAAAUUGAACCUGGAGUACUUGAUUGGGCUGAGUAACUUGGUCUUCCAGUUUAUCCCGGGAAGCGACGAGGCUACUAUCCUACAACAAGGCUUGGAAGCCAAGAAUGCGAUGCUUGUUCCGAAUCUCCCGUUCCCGGAUGGCUCUGUUUCAGCUGGUAUGCUCAUGUACUUCAGACGCUGGCACAUGAGUGGAUACGAAUUCGACUUGGUGUUUGAUUCGCUCCAAGAAGACAAGGGCGAAGGCAUUUCCGCAAUUUUGGGCAACACGUUGGGAAGUAUCGUCGGUGGCAUUGCUCACGUGACGCCAGAGUUCCACUUCGGUGACAUUCUCUACCACAACCGCUUCUUCUACGAGUACGAUUUGAUCUAUGACGUUGUGCUGAAGAUCGUUCACUCAGUGAUUGGGCAGUGGUACAAGAUCGUGGGCAGUGUGGAGAUGCUGGGUGAUCCGGUUGGCCUCGCCACGGAUAUUGUUGAUGGUUUCGCGCUCGCGGCGCGUCAAUUGAAGCGCGAUGUGAGGGGUAAGAGCCGCAGGAAGGGCGAAAGUGCUGUGACUGUCGUGCAAACUGUCUUCGGUGUACCUCUGCGCUCUAUCGGAAAGGUGUCGAACGGUUUAGGUGACGUGGUGAAGAAAGCUACGUAUUUUGAGAGCCAAGAGGAUCCGAACGAGCCGCGGCACAUUCCCGAAGGCUUUGUGCAAGGUGGCAAGGUGCUCGGAAAGAGCAUUGCGUAUGGAGUGACUGGUUUUGUAAAGGAGCCUGUGCGUGGAGCUAAGAAUGGCGGUGUCAAGGGAUUCGCGAAGGGUGUUGGCCGCGGUACGUUGCAACUCGUUGCAUCUCCUGUUGUCGGUACUCUAGGUGUGGUCGAAAAGUUGUCGCAGUCAGUGAACAACACCACACACUUGAUGGACGAAAAGCACUUUGAAGGUACUCGUCGACCUGCACGAAAUCUGCAGGCAGGAUCACUGAAGCAGCUUUCAGACUCGAACGUGAUUACGGAGGUGGAGGUGCACUGUUUGUACAUCGAUGGACUACCUGACAACGUGAACCCGAAGGUCGUGGUGCGUGUUUACUCGCAGACGGAUGGCUACCCUGCGAAGGAGCUUGGGGAGUACAAGUCGUCGACGGCGCGACACACUGGCACACCCAAGUAUGACCAGUCGUGGCUGAUAGGAGUGACAUCGCUGGACACGUUCAUCGAGGUGAACGUCUACCACAAACGCAAGCCGCUCCCCAAGAAACGUCUGGGUUUCGUUCGCUUCUCCAUGGAAGAAAUCUAUCGCGACUUUGAGUCGGUACCCGCAAAGCUGCUGGCAGAUACGAAUGCCAAGAUGCAGCUGAAGCGCCGCAAGCGAGUACGCGGAAGUAUCAUCAGCAAAUUGGCUUCGGCCAGUGAGCGUCCAGUGGAGAUUCGUGACGACUCGUGGCGUCAGCGACUCAAUCGCCCGCCGAAAUCAGGCAGUAGCAUUUUGUCGGAGGACGAAGACGAAGGGUUCGAGGACUACGACCAGGAAGUGAGCGUGUUGAGUGGGCACUCGAUUUGCCUUGAUGGCACGUUCCCGCCCUCACCUGUGGAGAUCCCAUUGCAGGAGUGUGAAUCGAAGGCGAAGAUUUACCUGAGCAUCCGCUAUGUGAACGACAUGCGACGAUACGCGUAAGCCGUUGCGCGAAGUGAUAGCGUAGCAGACUGAGACGCAAAAGGAACGUCUUAGAAAUCAACACAACUGCAUAUCUUCUUCGGGUUUGAUCCGUAGUAUUCUUACUUCCCCCCUUUGUUUUUUUACUACUACUGAUGGAUGUACUACGAGAUAUAAAAUUUGUAUUACUUUUGGUACUA